AUGGCAUUUCAUCAAGCUGAACAUUCUCUUCUGGUGAUUCCAGGUCCAAUCGAAGUUAGUGAUGAUGUUCUAUUCGCUAAUGCAACGCCAUCUCAAUCGCAUAUGUCGAAAAGUUUCACAGAAACUUUUGGACAAGCGAUUAAAAUGUUUCGACAAGUACUUGUUACUGAACGUGGCCAACCAUUUAUUGUAGCUGGUAGUGGUACACUUGGAUGGGAUAUGGUAGCGUCAAAUUUGAUUGAAUCUGGCGAUGAAGCACUCGUGUUACAUUCAGGCUAUUUCGGUCAAAGCUUUGCUGAUUGUUUAGAAGCAUAUGGUGCCAAAGUAACUCAACUGAAAGCACCCGUUGGGCAAUGCCCAUCGCGAGAACAAAUAGCCGAAGCAUUAACAACAACAAAAUACAAGUUGGUCACUGUUACACAUGUCGAUACAUCAACCGGUGUUCUAAGUAAUGCUCAAAUGGUCUCUGAAGUAGUGCAUCAAAUAAGUCCUGACACAUUGGUAGUACUCGAUGGGGUAUGUUCGGUUGGUAGCGAAGAAAUUCGUAUGGAUGAAUGGUCAUUGGAUGUUGUGAUGUGUGCUAGCCAGAAAGGUUUAGGUGUGCCACCAGGACUUAGUCUUGUAUGUGCCAGUGAAAGAGCUGUUCAUUUUGUUGAAGCUCGUAAAACAAAAAUAAACUCAUAUUUUGCCUCAUGGUUAAAUUGGUUGCCUGUAAUGCGUGGUUAUGAACAAAGUAAACCAGUAUAUUUUGCAACACCACCUGUUCAACUUAUCUGUGCACUUCAUGCCAGUUUGAAAGAGAUUACUUCAAGACCGAUUGCAGAACGUUGGGCAAAAAAUAAACAAGCUAGUACGGACUUUAAAGAUUUUGUAACAAAUGAACUUGGAUUAAAACAAGUUCCAAAUGAUGCAGCCUUCGCUGCCAAUGGUAUGACAGCUAUCUACUUUCCUGAAGGUAUAUCAGCAUUGGAUAUCAUUCCACGAUUACUUGAACAUGGUAUAGUUGUUGCUGGUGGUCUUCAUAAGGAAAUUAAAGAUAAAUACUUUCGUAUUGGACAUAUGGGUCUAACUGCUAUUGAUACUACAACUCGCCGCGAUCUUGAGAAAGUCAAAGAUGCUUUAAGACAUGCAUUUAGCGCUGCUGGUUACGUAAAUAAAAAUAUCAGUAAAUAG
Rotaria socialis is the source of this 1173-nucleotide messenger RNA. The record is from the annotation of a GenBank genome assembly. NCBI's taxonomy places the organism in Eukaryota, Metazoa, Rotifera, Eurotatoria, Philodinida, Philodinidae.